This is a messenger RNA of Heterotrigona itama, 624 nucleotides long. NCBI's taxonomy places the organism in Eukaryota, Metazoa, Arthropoda, Insecta, Hymenoptera, Apidae. The record is from the annotation of a GenBank genome assembly.
AUGCCUGAUUAUAAUCUUUCCAACCGAACGCCCGUUGUUUCAGUUGGGAAACUAGUUAGGCAAUUAACGAAACGAGAUGCAGAAAGAAACAUUCAUAAUUACGUCGGGAACAAAGUUGAACGGCAAACAUUGCCGAUACGAGCCCUCCUCGUAUUCCAUACCACUUCCGUUACUUUUCAAUCAGCAUCGAUCCAUGCCGCAAAUGAAUACAGGAGUUUCCUCUCCACUCUCCUAACUCUUCCCCCUAUGCUGUGGAUACCGCACCAAUUGGUCGGCGCACCCUUGGACCAUGCUGUCACGCUGGAAUGCUACACAGAGGCUCAUCCGACUUCUUUGAAUUACUGGACCAGGGAGGACGGUCUGAUGAUUCAGGGGAACCAGAAGCACAAGACUACUUCCAUGCCUGAGAAACCCUCGUACAAGACGCAUAUGACGCUCACGAUAUACGAUUUGCAGGAGGUGGAUUACGGUACCUACAAGUGCGUCGCGAAAAACCCACGUGGAGAGACCGAUGGCACGAUUCGUCUGUACAGUAAGUGUCGUUUGUUUACUCGCAUUUUAAAAUAUCCCGUGGGAACGUUUGUCGAGCUAAUGACGGAUCGUCGCGCUGAGCAUGCCAGUUAG